UUUUAAUUUAUAUCUGAAAAGUGUUCAAGACGUGCGAAAUACGAAAUUCUUAUUGCGGUUUAAAACCAUUUAAUUCUCAAAUAUUGUGCAUUAAAAAUACUUGAAAAACGUUUACUAAAUCCUAUAAACUGUCGAUAGAUUGAAAAUAUAACCAGUAUUUAAUUGGAAAGACAAAUAAAUUCGAAAAGAAUCGAAACAACGCAGCAGCAUUUCAGUGCAGGAGCAGCUGAAUUUUAUUCCAUUUCAGUUUCAGUUUCGUACAAUGGAAAUCGAGUUCACGUCGUCUCUUGACUCAUAAUUUGUUCAUUUUCGUCAUAGAAAAUACAGAGAAAAAGCAAAACGGAAAAAGGAAAAAACCAGAAGAAUAAUUUUUGUUUAAAAGCGAAAACGUGUGUGUUAAAAGUUAAAAUAAACAUUUAACAACAUUCUACAAUAACAACACAACAGAAUCUGUAGAAGAUAAAAUAGAACUAAUUUAAGUUUAAGUUUACGUGCGAAAAGGUUAAUAAAAUAAAAAUACUGACUUGUGCAAAAUCAUAAAUUUGGUCUUAUUAUUGCAUGAACGACAAAGAAGCAGAGGAAACUGGGCUGUUCCGUGGGCUAACUGCGAUGGAAAUUUCUGGUGGCCGUGACCCCAAGGAGACUUAUCGCUCCUUGUAUAUGGUCACCAAACAAUUGGAUGAUGAAAAAAAAUCCAUAGUAUCAAUGUCCGAACUCUUCGAUCAUGACAUCGAAGAUAAACGUUCACAGUUGGUGCAACUGUGCAAGUCCAUUUUAUUUAAAGACUUUCAAGUUGUUGGUAAGAAAGCACGCGAAAUACUCUGGCGCAAAGGUUACUACGAAUUUAUAGCUUUCGUAAAGAAGAACUGGAAUAAAGAACAAAAAGAAGAAAGUGCCGAAGAGAACUUCCAGAAGCUGGAGAAGUUUCUGUUCAGUGGUAUCGCCAACUAUAAGCGUAUCGCAUCUAAAAUGGAAGAAAUCUACGAUUUAGAUUUGAAAUUCCUACUUAAUUUCGGUGUCUUCACUGAGGGGGUUGAUGGAUGUGAUUACCGCAAGAUCAGCACCAGCGAUGGUGAGGAAAUUAUCGAUGACUUCGUGGUGGACAAGAGUCUCGAGGCGGUUAGUUUUGCCUUGGACACAAUUCACUCAGCAUUGCUUUCCUUGGGGGACUUGCAUCGAUAUUUUCUUGAUUUCAAAAUUGAUUCAAAGCCGAAGAUAACGAAGAAAAUGGCGGCGAAAUUUUAUUACGAGGCAUUCAAGUUGAAUCCUGCCAUUGGCAUGUCCCAGAAUCAGCUGGGAACUCUGUAUUACGGACAGAAUUAUGACCUGGAUUCCAUCUAUCAUUAUCUGUACUCGUUGGUGUGCAUUGUACCAUUUGAAUUGAGUGAGAAUAACGUGUGCAAAUUGUUCCAAGCUCACGCAGACUACCUUGAGAAGUUAGAUCCCAAUAAGGUUGAGUUCAAUCUGAAGGAUUUCUAUGCUCGAUUCUAUCUGAUUGUGGAUAUAUUCUUCUUUGACAAAGAAGUUCCAGACUUCAACAGCUUGUGUCAUUGUGUCUUGGUUGAUUUGAGGAAGAUUCUGUGCUCGAAGAGCAUCAACAUCACGGAGGCAAGUGUCUUCAAGGUUGUCAAUAUUCUGUUCUUCUGUUUGUCCAAGUUGAAGAUGAUCAACUCGCAGAAAGUGUACUCGUUAAACGCUUUCCUGGUGGCAGUUUGUUCUGAUCUCAUGGACGCUUGCAUUGUCAAUCUAGAGCAGGUGGUUUUGUCGAAAUCGAAGGAGAACGAAGAAUUCCACGAGAUGUACGCGAAGAAAUUCGAGGAAUUCGAUAUGUCAGUGCGAAAGAGUCGCAAUGAGUUCAAGAACUGGAUGGCCACAAUGGGAGAGACUGAGAAGAAGAUCAAACCUCCAUCGGACACCGAUGAGCAGGAGGAAAUCAAUGGGAAGCGCGAGAUCAAAGCAUCGGUUGUUGUUUCAAAGAAGGAUAACGAUGAGAAAAACCCACAGAAUUCGACACGCAGCAGUGACGAGGCCAAGGAAUCCGACUUAAAGACACCAUUGUCGAGUAAAAGCAAGAAGAAGGGCAUGAAAUUGCGACGCCGUCGUAGGAAGAUAGCACAAAGUGACGAUAGCAGUUGCUAUGACACAGAAUCCGACAUGGACACGGACUUCUCCUCCGAGGAAGAUGAAUACUCGGAUUUGAGUUCGAAUUUCGAGAGCGAUUUCAGUGAUAUCGAGGAUGGCGGAGCAUUGCCCAAUGGCAAGGAAAUUAAACAGAAAGCCGAAGAAUCAGAGGACGAUGAGUUGGAGAACAGAAACUACCCAACCUUUUCCGAUAACGAAGAUAUUGUUAUCGAGGAAGAGAAGAUCAUAUAUCCUGGAGCUGAUUUGUCCCAAGAAGUCGAUAGUGAGGAGCUCCUAAAGGGCUUUGAGAUCCUCAAUCUGAAUAGUGCUUCAUUGGGCGCAAUCAAUUUUAAAUCAGACAUCGAGGAGGAGGUGAAGGUGGGUGAUCCGCCCAAGAAAUUGGUCUAUCGCAAUAAGUACACCAAAAUUGACCCCAACAUCAUUGUGGACUUUGUUCAAACCGAGCCGACAAUGCGUGCUCUGAAGAUUCUCUUUGACUGGUUGAAGAUAAACCAGGAGAUUUUGUUUGGAUGCUAUCACUCCAACCCCGAGUUUAUUCAUAAAAUCAUGAAGCUUCUGAACUACUGCAACAUUGACAUCUUCACCAGAAAGGUGUACUUCGAGAGGGAGUUCUUGCUCACUUCAAAUGUCCGUGAGCCUCUGAGUGAACUGUUCGAUGUCCGCGCCGCGGUUCCUUUAUCGGAAGAUUUUGUUCUGAAGAACUUUGAUCUAUUCCAAAGCACACAGAUGCAGCUAGAUUGGGAAACCACAAUUCGCGAGAAAAUUACUCCCAACGAGGAGAACAUACUGAGAAUCUUCAAAAUGGUCGAUUUUGGAUUCUUUAUUUGCAAACAGAAGAAGUUCAACUAUAGAUUCUGUGUUAAGUCGAGGAAAUUCACCGAGAAUGUGAAGAAAAAGAGGGAGGAGAAGAAAGUAUCCUCAUCCCGUCGAAGGGAACGCAGAUCGGCAAAGAAUUCGAGGAAGCGCGUAGAAGGACGCACUCGUCGCUACAGUGAUCGUAAGAAUGGAAUCGUACGCAAGAGCUACACCAGCAAUGAAGAGAAGGACACAGUUGAGGAGUGCAAACGAAUGCCCCGCAAGGGUUACCUAAGAAAUCGCAAUGCAGGCGAAAAAAUUGAGAAGCUGCAAUCGAGCAGUGGCGCCGAUGAGGAACGCAGUGAAGCCCAAAAGAACGAAGUCAAUAAGAAAUGCGAGAUAAUGGGCAAAUUGUGGCUGAAGAAUGAAGUGGAAACUUUGGAAGAAGAGCUCCGCAAAAAUCCAUUGAAUAUGAUUAUGACACCAUUUGUUGUUGUCGAUGCGAAGGCACUUACUGAAUAUACAGGGAUUGUUAAGAACUUGGUCAAAAGCAAGAAGUUUAUUGUUUUGAUUCCAAAUGCAGUAUUUAAUGAAUUGGACGAUUUGAAGAAGCGCAGCGAAAAUGCCAGGAACGUUAUUCGUUGGCUAGAGCAAGAAUUCACCCAUGGCAACAGACAUAUGCGUGCCCAGAGGGAUAACGAGAAUAUGACAUUCUCGUUGGUUAAAAUUCCAAGGAAGCUCGAUCGCGAGGCAACAGUCUUCGUUCAAAUUGCUCAAUUCUGCAAUCACCUCGUUGCCAAUCACACCGAUCCCAAUUCAACAGAAUUCCAAUCGAACGUGGUAACUUAUCUAUCGGGAGAUAACUUGCACGAGAAACGUCAUACAAAUUUCAGUUUCACUGGCAUCUUAGACGCCAUACCAGUGCGUCAUGAUCAAAUUGCUAACUUCUAUGCUAAAUUCAAAAUGAACAAAAAAUGAACAAUGCCACAAACGGAGGAACAAGAAAUAAAACAACAACGAAAUCAAUCCAUCAAUGACGAAGAACAUAAGAAGAGAGAAGAUUUCACCAGAAUUUUUAAGGCGAAAGGUUUUGAGGAAAAAAAUUAAUACCGAAUUGCGCAUGCGUGUUCAUUUCCAAAAAAAAAAAAACUAAAAAAAAACACCACAAACAACAUACAACAAAAACAACAUGCAAAGGGCAAGCGUAUAUUAUAUUCGUACAUAUAAAAAGUAAAAUCUUUAAAAACCUAAAUCAACAACAAACAAAUUCAGCAAACAGACAUUUUAUGUGUAAACACAACAAACCAAUUUUUGUUUUAUAAGGAAAAGAUGAAUGGGAAGAUGAAUGAGGUGUAGAGGUAGAGAGGCAGUAAAUGUGGAAUCGUUUGUUGACGAGUGGUGGUGCUGCUCCCCCUCCCACACGACUCACGGUUGUAAAACAAACAUUUUUACCAUAAAACGAUCUUGAAACAAUAUAGAAUUAAAACAAACAAAUACAAAACAGUCAAAGCCAUUUUGCAAAAGUCAUACAAAUUGUUCUUGUUACGGUCAAAGAAAUUUUUUUUUUAAAAUCCGAUUGAAAGAAACAAAUAUCCAUUAAAUAAAUAAAUUUCAACAUUUAAAAAACAAAAAUACACAACAAAACACAAGCAGAUUAAAAGAUUAGAGGAACACAAAACCAAGAAAAGAGAAAAAGAAAAAAAAACAGCGAAAGAGCAGCGCGCAAUUCGAAGUGCAAAAAGGCGAAAUCGCAUCCAACAAAAUUGUUCUUUAAAUUGUGAUUUUAUCGUGUAUUCGCGUCUUUCCCGAGCUUGAGUUUGUUCUUUUAUGCUAACCUUUUUGCUUCAAAAACAAACAAACAAAAUUAAAAGAAUUUUCAGCGAAAAAUUACAACAAAAAAAAAAAAACAAAUUAAAGAAAAGAAAAAAACAACAACAACACAACAAACAUAAAACUACAUGGGUCUUAAUAUCUUGAAAGGAAAAAAGGAGUAGAUGUGGACGAAGAAAACUAAUGCAGGACAAACAAAAAUAUAAAAUUAAAUACUAUUUUAUUAUUAUCCUGCAGACAAUAGCUUAUUAGAUUUUUUCAUUGCUUUAAAUUAUUAAAUUUAUUUUUUCUUAUUUUUAUUUUGAAUUUUUGAAUCAUAUCGAUCUUUCUUUUAUAUUUGAAAACAUUUUAUUCGACAGAAUUGGAAUAAAUAAAACAGCUUUAUGCUUUCCAAGAAGGAUUAAAAAUUAAUCGCUUGAAUUAAGCAGAUUUAAUGGGGGGUCAUUGGCCCCCACUGAAAAUUAAAAUUUUAUCAUUUUUCUUUUCUACACAAGUCUUGAAUUAAUUUUGUAUAGAGCGGUUUUAAAACAAAUCUACAUCCUUUCUUUUUUUUAGACAAUAACAAAAAAAUAUGUUUAUUUUGUGUUUUUGUGUUAAGUAUUUUUUUUAGUUAUUUAAAUUAAUAUAUGUAUGUAUUUCAUCGAAAGAAGAAAAUUUUAUUCAAUUUCUAAAUAUGAAAAUCCUUUAUAACAAAAACAAUACGUGUCAAAUUAAAAAAUGCAUUGCAAAUAAAAUGAA
Messenger RNA from Eupeodes corollae, 5505 nucleotides. RefSeq names its product nonsense-mediated mRNA decay factor SMG5 (gene Smg5). Gene Ontology annotation, molecular function: telomeric repeat DNA binding; telomerase RNA binding; protein binding. Lineage: Eukaryota; Metazoa; Arthropoda; Insecta; Diptera; Syrphidae. Gene Ontology annotation, biological process: nuclear-transcribed mRNA catabolic process, nonsense-mediated decay. The record is from RefSeq and is a predicted model, not a curated record. Gene Ontology annotation, cellular component: telomerase holoenzyme complex. The transcript has 6 exons. The coding region runs from base 559 to 3915 and encodes 1118 amino acids.